UCCAAUUCUCAAUAGUUAUUCUGCCGAAAAUGUCUACUAAAUACCUAGUAGCGACUUUGGCUUUACUGCUUCUUCAUAGUUCAUCGGGUCAAGAAUGCAACAAACAAUCGUUCCAACGCCUAUGUGUCACCGACGGCGAUGAUGUAGUACUCGAAAACGAAAGGCUAUCAAUGACUAUUAAAAAAGCAGAGGGUCAGAUCACUGCACUUUAUUAUAAUUCUCGUGUUGAUACUAAUAUAAAAUCAACCAACCUACUGAGAGGCGGUUCUGGCUAUUACAUUGCCGUUAUUAGUGUUGACGGCAAGGGAUUGACAACCGGGCCUGAUGUGGGAGAAAUGAAAAUUACACGAAAUGCUGACUUGAUCGACCUGGCAUUCAUCAACAAGAACACAAGCAACUGGCCAAUUCACUUUGAGUUUCAUCUGGUCCUUGAAAAGAAUUCAUCCUUAUUUUACUACUAUUCCAUUCACAAGUACAAGAGAGAUGGUUACACUGCCGGUCAGCUAAGAUGGGCGAUAAGGGCCAAUGCAGACCCAUUCAAGUACUAUAGCGUAGAAAGAAAAAGGUCAGGACCUAUGCCCACCCAGCAAGCCAUUGACUCGGCGCGGUCUGUACAGGACUGGACCUAUAUGUUUCCAGACGGAUCGGUUUAUUCAAAAUAUCAGCAAAUAUCGGCUAAUGAAGGCAUUAACUCCGUUUUCGGUAUUUAUGGCGAUAGCAUUGGGCUAUCUGUACUACAGACACGCAAAGAGUGGGUCAGUGGCGGACCAUUUAAACAGGUUAGCUAUCAUUGAAUUAGAAAUCAUAAU
Molecule: messenger RNA, 809 nt
Organism: Agrilus planipennis (emerald ash borer)
Lineage: Eukaryota; Metazoa; Arthropoda; Insecta; Coleoptera; Buprestidae
Product: rhamnogalacturonate lyase-like
Exons: 3
Coding region: 30-794 (254 amino acids)
Biological process (GO): carbohydrate metabolic process
Molecular function (GO): catalytic activity; carbohydrate binding
Source: RefSeq, a predicted model, not a curated record